AGAAGUAAAUUAGAGACAUCUCUAAUAUUUUUUUUUAAAAAACCUGGAAAUGAAAUUACACAUAGCAAAACUUUGGCUUAAUUGUUCAGCAGACAGGGACGCUGUAUCUUUAAGAAUGAGAAGCUUACGUAUAUAGGAACCCAGGACAACAGCGCCAACCAUGAAGCGAUUCGUCCGUGUGUACUUGGUCUGUCACGACGGAAAGACAUGAUCUGUAUUUUACUGGUCGCGGGUCACGGCACUCUUCUUGAGACACAGAUCAAGUAUACUUAUCUCUCUCUCCACUGUCAGAACGAUGGCACCGGUCUGUACAGUCACCUUGCAGGGGUGCCAAAGGCUCUGCUGCCUGGAGUGGGAGGGAAGAAGAUCCUGGACUUCUGGUGGGAGACGGUGAACAUGCGGCAGCUGUUCAGCGAAGUUUAUCUCGUCACAAAUGCUGAUAAGUAUAAGCACUAUGAGCGCUGGGCCACGGCCAAUGACUUUCCUGUGGGAAACCUGGUGAACGACGGCAGCACCACGCUGGAGGGCCGGCUGGGAGCCGUGGCUGACCUGGAGCUGGCCAUCCGCAGCCGCCGGCUCAGCGAUGACAUCAUGGUGAUUGCAGGAGACAUGCUAUGCGCGGACCAGAACUUCGACAUCGCCCAGGUCUUGCGGUUCUUCCGGUCAAAGGGUGGCGAGCUGGCCAUUUACUACGAGAUGGAGGAGGGAGAAGAGACCACCUCCAGGGGGAUCGUGGAAGUUUGCCCUGUAACUCACAGAAUAACGCGGUUCCUGGAGAAGCCAAAUGCAGGACUGACGGGCUCCCGGUUGGCCAGUGUGGUCUUCUACUGCCUGCGCAGACAGACCUUGCCCUGCCUAGCCCAGUUCCUUGACCUGCAUCCUUGCGCUGAGGACAGGAUGCUGGGCAGACUCUGGGAGUGGCUGGUCAAUGAGGAGAAGCUCCCUGUAUUCGGGAUGAAGUUGCCCACAGGCUUCCAGCUCAUUGGACAAGUGGGGCUGGCAGACUAUACCAAGUGGCUCGCACACUACUCUGCCAAGCAACAGGAGUCACCAGGCAAGCCCAUCACCAGCCGAUCAUACGCCAGAAUCGGCCUGAUGGGGAAUCCCUCCGACGGCUUCAAUGGCAAAACAAUAGCCAUGACCAUUGCUAACUUCUGGGCAGAGGUCACCCUGACGGAGAGCCAAACCUUGGUGCUGGUCCCUCAUCCCCUCAAUGACCCCACGGAGUUUGGCAGCCUCCAGGACCUCUACUGCAUUAGCAGGAAGGAAGGGUACCUGGGGGGUUUGAGGCUGCUGCAGGCCACCUGUAAGAAAUUCUACCACUUCUGCUCCAAGCAGGGGAUCGCUUUAAGCAAGCAGAACUUCACUCUGAAGUACGACACCAACAUCCCCCGUCAAGUGGUGAGUGUGCACGCGGAGUGUCGACAGCUGGGUUUGCGUGUUCCCCUUGCUCUAUUGCAACAUGCCAUGGAGGGGUGCUACAACACUAGGGAAAGUGUGCACAUUGUUCUGACUUAUAACAGGAGCCUGCAGCUUACAGUAAAAGCUGGAAUGGUUCAAACUGGCAUACCCUGGGGCUGCAGCUGCCAGUCUGUAGAUAUAUCAUUACUUCCCUUGCUUAACUUUGCCCCGCCUCGUUUUCUGUUCUUUGGAAAGAUCAGAAGUGAGAGAGGAUGCAGAUCUCACACGGACGCCUGCGUCUGUAGUACUUCCUCAUGCAGGAGAGCUCAAUCGUGGCUCGGGGCCAUAGUCAGCCCUCUUCUCUCUCGCAGGUCUGUCUACACCGAUGAGUGUCUGGGACAGGGCAAUCUGAAGAUGGUGGAACUGGCACGACAGUUCGGCUCAGCAGCGAAGCUGCCAGGCAGUGGAGGAGCUGUGGUGGGACUCUGUCUUGACCCUCACAAGCUGGGGGAGCUGAAGCGGGCCUUCCAGGAGGCUGGCUGUGUGUUCUGCCAGGUUGUGCCGUAUGACCCCUCCUCCAGCACGGUGCAGGACCAGGGCUGAAGGACAGAGAGGAGCUCCAGUCCGGCUGGCUGCCAGCUCAACAGCGCUCCUCCUGCCCAGGAGAGGGCAGGCAGCCGGAGACAGUCGCUCUGUAGACCGCUGGAGGAAGCUGUGUCCUCUGCUCCUGCUGUUCUUCCACCUCUAAGUGUGAAAGACACACUCCUCCCAGCUAUAUGGGCCCACAUCACAAAAACAGACAAUGGUACUUUUAGUUCAGGUGGGGAGCUGCAUCAGCAUGCGUAGGCUGCAAAGGAACAAGU
This is a messenger RNA of Lepisosteus oculatus (spotted gar), 2264 nucleotides long. The record is from RefSeq and is a predicted model, not a curated record. NCBI's taxonomy places the organism in Eukaryota, Metazoa, Chordata, Actinopteri, Semionotiformes, Lepisosteidae.